GUGGUCGAGCACUGGCAUGGCCUCCCUCCGGUUACAUAAAAGAAGAAGCGUUGGGCAUUGAUCUCCUCCCAAGAACCAACUCAUACCCUCCCCUUUCUCUUGAAUUUGCAGCAUAAUGAAUCUCUUCAUCGCUCUUUUGAUCGCCAUUGCUGCAGCCUUGGCUGUCUCGUCAGCCCCAAUCCCGGGCACCACCCACUCUAUCCCAGUCUCCAAGGACACAAGCCUCUGCCUGGACACGAAUUGCUAUAGUGCUGUAUAUGGCACAUCAGCAACAAUCCAUUCUGCAAACGAUGCCAACGAUGUGGCUCAAGUUCUCCUUGGCUUUGCGCUUCCUUCGACAGUAGCAAACAAUGCAGACAGUAUUGAUAAAUGCACUCUGACAAUGCCGGCUUUCAACACACCGCGCCACGACCCAGUCAAGAUCUGGGCUAUCCGCAGUGAAGGCGCUUGGGACGAAGACACUGCCGCAGGAUCUCUCCAACCCCAGAAAGUCGGCUCUGAGAUGUUCGCCACAGUCGAUUCAAAUGAGGAAUUCUCGCUUGACAUCACAUACAUGUGCAAGGAUGCAGCCAAAGACGGCACGGAUCUAUCGCUCUAUGUGGCUAGCCUCGAUAUCCCGUAUACAGCAAAGUCUCGCGAGGCUGGCCAGCCCUCGAUGCUUCAGAUCACCACCCACUAGCCUGCCCACAGAUUCUUUGUUGUGUAUGUUGGAUAGCUGAUCUCAUAAAUAUAUGUAUAGUGAAUAUCUUA
This is a messenger RNA of Linderina pennispora, 750 nucleotides long. RefSeq lists its product as uncharacterized. NCBI's taxonomy places the organism in Eukaryota, Fungi, Kickxellomycota, Kickxellomycetes, Kickxellales, Kickxellaceae. The transcript has a single exon. The record is from RefSeq and is a predicted model, not a curated record. The coding region runs from base 116 to 679 and encodes 187 amino acids.